AUGGAAAUGAAAGAGGAACAAAUAGAAUGUAUUUAUACAGAAAAUAUUUUUGCUGAACCGUUAACUAUUGUGAAAUCUGAAAAUGAAUAUGACAAUUAUAACUUGUCUCCCUGUAUAGAAAUAUAUUCAACUGAAAUUAAUAUUAAAGAUGAACCUCAAGACGAAUUCGAUACUUCCUUAUUUCAUAGUCAAGGGACCAGUUAUCAAAGAUUUCAACAAAACAGUUUGUCUCAUACCAGAAACAAAUUAUCUAGUUGUAGCAAAGUGAUCCAGAACAAAAAAAGAAAACUAAAGAAAGAGUAUCAUUGCCCUGUAUGUUACAACAAUUUUACCCCAAGAAAGAUACAUCAACAUGUGGAUAUCCAUUUUGGGAAACAUCUUAAUAUAUGUAAGAUUUGCGGAAAGAUAACCUCCAGAACAUCUGAGUUUUUAACACACUAUUUCAUCCAUCGUAUAAAAGUAAAAGUAAAAAAUAAGUCAACUUAUAAGAAUACUUCUAAUAUUAAAAUUUUGUUAAAAUCGGCAUUAAGACAUAAUAAUCAUAUAAAAAAAUCGUCAAAUAAGGUUUUGGAAAGGAAAUUUGAAUGCAAAAAUUGUGGUGGUUUAUUUAAAAAUAAAAUUCAGUUAAAGAAACACAAAUGUUUAAAAAUAUGCUCCAAGAAAACAAGAAUCAAUAAAAAAUGUAGUAAAAACAGAAUUAAGCAGCCUUUAAAAUGUAAAAUAUGCUUUAAAAAGUAUAGAACCAAAUUUAGUUUAAGUAAUCAUUUAAAAAUACAUAAGUUAAACAUGUUAACAUGUCGUUUUUGCAAAAAUCUAUUCCUUAGGAAAAACUUCUUGGCUCAUAUAAGAACCCACACUGAACAUGGCACUUUUACAUGCUACUUUGAUUAUUGUGCUAAGAUAUUUCAGACACAAUUUGAUCUGGAAAACCAUUUAUUAUGCCAUAUGCCAAUAAAACGUUUCAAAUGUAAUAUUUGCUAUAAACCGUUUAUGGAACAGUCCCAAUUAAGUAGACAUUACACUUUUCAUGCUAAUAUCCAGAAUUAUCAGUGUACAAUUUGUAAGAAAGACUUUCCCGGAAAAAUACAUUUGGAUACCCAUAUGUAUGAACACACUGGUGUAAAGCCGUUUAUGUGUGAGUUUUGCUCGAAGGAGUUUGUUAGAAUAGACUCCUUAAAAAAUCAUCUUAAAAGGCACACAAAUGACAGAAAGUUUCAGUGUGAUGUUUGUCAGAAAAGGUUUAUUAGGAGAAUUACCCUGGUGGAGCAUUAUAGAAUACACACUGGCGAAAAACCAUUUAAAUGUGAGCAGUGUCCUAAAGCUUUCACUCAGAGAUCUAGAUUAAGAAUUCACAUUAAAGUUCAUUCUGAAGAAAAAACUAUUACCUGUGAAGUUUGCGAGAAAAAGUUUUUAUUCCAAUACCAGCUAAGGAGGCAUUUACUUACACACAAUGCGAAAAAGAGGUUUGAGUGUGAAAUUUGCUUUAAACAAUUCAUUGAGAAAAGAAAUCUAAAUGCUCACUUGUUGCUACACACUGGCGACAAACCUUACAAAUGCGAACUUUGUUCAAAAUCAUUUACUUGGAAACAUAAUUUAAGUCACCAUAUGAAAGUUCAUGAAGAAAAGGCAUUUCAGUGUAAUGUAUGCCAAGAAACAUUUUCUCGUUAUCAUAUUUUACAGACCCACUACCGGAUACAUACUGGCGAAGUACCAUUUAAAUGUGACUAUUGUUGUAAGGAAUUUAAACAGAAAAUCAGUUUAACCAAUCACGUUACACUUUGCCAUCCAGAUGAUGAUUCUUCUUGA
Messenger RNA from Diabrotica balteata, 1806 nucleotides. The record is from the annotation of a GenBank genome assembly. NCBI's taxonomy places the organism in Eukaryota, Metazoa, Arthropoda, Insecta, Coleoptera, Chrysomelidae.